Molecule: messenger RNA, 1601 nt
Organism: Anastrepha obliqua
Lineage: Eukaryota; Metazoa; Arthropoda; Insecta; Diptera; Tephritidae
Exons: 5
Coding region: 627-1355 (242 amino acids)
Source: RefSeq, a predicted model, not a curated record
AUUCAGAAAAGCUACAGUCAAGCAACGAAAGCAAAAGUUGUCGAUAUGACAAAUAGAAAGAAGGAAAUGUAGAAGAGAAAGCAGUACACCAAUAAAUGUUGACAAAAUCACUUACUAGCCAAAGUGUCCAUGCACUUGUCGUUCACACAUACUUGCUGUACAAAACCGUGUUAAGUUACAGCACAAUACACUUUCUGACGAGAAUGCAAGCGGUCUCCAACAAAAAAAAACACUAAGCUAAAAGACGCCAAACAAAGGAAAUACUUAAAAUCAUAAAAGUGGCUAGUAGCAGCCUUGCAACGACAGCAAUUAAUUAAGUGCAACGCGAGCAUAAAGGCGGCCACCAGACUUGUCGGUCAAAGCAAUAUCAAGCCAGUCAUUGAUAGCAAUGACGGUCUAGCCAGUCCACAUAAAGCAAAUAUAUCGAUUUAUUAUCAGCAGUGUGAGUAAACGGAACUUGUGCGGAACACAAUUAAGCCAUCGCAACAUCAGUUAAAACGGCAAUGUGCACCGCUUUAGUGGUAGUUGACAGAAUUUCGACAACAGCCACAAGUAAUAGUGAAAAAAUCAAUUGCAAUUGAAUAAUCAAGUUUGCAUUUUCAAAAGUUUUAGCAAAAUUAAUUGAGAUGUUGCUGGCUCAGAAGACACCCGCUGCGCAUUGGCGGUCCUUUGUUGACCUAAUGAUGGCACCAGUGUCACCAAAGAAUCUUCGUUUGUCGGCCAUACUCAUUGGCAUUUACCAACUGCUUGUCGCCCAUUUACUACUAUUCCUGGUGCUUUUGGGCCUGGCACAUGCCGAACAAAUGAAAACAAUGCUUGCCAUGGACAUUGAGGAUCAGAAGGAUAAUGGCUUUUAUGAUAUGUCACCAUUUCGUAAUCAAUUGCGCCUGCGCACCGCCUCUCAGCUGGUUUCCGUUACCGAGAUGCUACUCUACAUAUUGACCGCAGUGGCUUCAGUAUAUUUGCUCAGUACAAUCGCUCUCUUUGCGGGCAUUUUUAAAAAUCGCUCAGAAUUUGUUCUUCCAUGGUUGGUUGUUGAAUUUAUAUUCAUUGUAUCAGCGGCGGUAUUAGUGUUUUGGUUGCAGAAUGAAAAGUUUGUGGAGAUUAUUGGAGGCAAAGUGUACUACUUUAUGAUAUGCUUCACUGUGCUGCUUUUCGAUUGUUUGAUGUGGUAUAUUAUACACUCCUUCUACCAAAGGCUACGGACUAUGAACAAGCUGCGAGAGAUCGCUACGGUGGCAAUACCUUGUCCGCCACCUGGAUCGAUACCCUUCCACUUCCGACGCGAGAAUAUGUAUCUUGGCAGCAACGGGUACAAGCAUAUUCUCUCCGAGUCGCCAGAUGGCAAUUAUUAAAAACCGUAUUCUUUACAAUUCACCGCUUAGAAGUUGAACUAGGAAUACACAUAACGUAGACAGCAAGGAAACCCAAGAAAUCUCCAGCACCUGGGGAUAUGCAAAAUCCCGUGAUUCCUUAAGUAUCAAAUCGUUUUUGGCUCAGCUUCCGCCUCUGUUAUCAGCAACUCAAUAAAGCACUAAGAUUUGUAAAAAAAAAACAAAAAAACACAAUACACACACAUAAAUAAAUGAAUGAAUGCAAUA